Dovyalis caffra is the source of this 519-nucleotide messenger RNA. The record is from the annotation of a GenBank genome assembly. Lineage: Eukaryota; Viridiplantae; Streptophyta; Magnoliopsida; Malpighiales; Salicaceae.
AUGGCACAAAUGUGGCUCCUUUGGUGGCCAAAAAACAACAGGAAGACUGGUGGUGUAGAUACCAUUGCCACCACCAGUAAGAUGGUAGAAAAUAUUGGCAGUACACAAACUUGUUUCUGUGGGUGUCUAACAAAGCUUUUGAAGAAGCUAAAGAAAAGAGGGAGAGUGCUACGCGCUGCCACUGCAAAUAGACAAUCUUCAUUCCAGUGCCGGUAUGAUCCAUCGAGUUAUUCUCUCAACUUUGAUACAAGUGGGUGUGGAAGCAUGUUAGAUGAUGAAGAUUACUACCAGUUUUGUGCUUUCACUUCAAGGUUCGUGGCCAACCCACCAAGGACAAGGAGUAGCCAUCGGAAAUACCAUGCCGUAGACACCAAAAGAGAGCUUUUUGAUUUUCUAUUCGAUGGAGUUGGGUACGUAGACAUGUGCAAGGUGAGCUACCAUCUCCAAAGCAAAAUUAUAAACAAUAUUGAUGUGCAUAUGCAUAGGAACUUGUUCAUCUGGGGAGACAAAAUUCCGUAA